Messenger RNA from Vitrella brassicaformis, 1234 nucleotides. The record is from the annotation of a GenBank genome assembly. NCBI's taxonomy places the organism in Eukaryota, Vitrellaceae.
CUCACACCCGAUGGUACAAUGGGCUCUUAUGGGAGAAGGAUGUCGCCACUCGGAUACACCCUUCGAAUUCUCAAGUGUAUGCAACGGAUGCUGAUCGCGUAUAUGUACAUGUGUGACUGUUAAUCGUACGCAUUCAAGGUGUGAUUCAUUGAAUCAGCUGUUCUGUUUGAGCAUCUGCCUCACCAUUCUUCUCACUCCCUUCCUGCCUCCCUGAUGACCGAACAUCUUGUUAUCGAAAGAUGCCGAACAUCUUAGUCCCAGUGUUAUCAUACUAUUAUUUCCCGCUAUUGAUUUCCGCCGCGCUGGAACGACAAUACAGGUGCUGGUUUGUCGGACGACAACACCCACGCAGCGAUGCAAUACAAUACCAUGGGCUGUCAUGUGUGUCUGCUGUCGCGUGUUUCUGCCUGUCUGUCUGCAGAUCUGAUUUGUAGCCGAAGUGCCGUUCACCCAAUCCAUACCAGGAUGCCUCACGUGCACGUAAUGGCCUCCGCCGGCCCGCAGCCCGACAUGGUCAUCGACGCCACACUGAAGGACGUCGAAUCAGGUAGGUGAGUGACGGAUGCGGAAGAUUCUGUGAAGCUGCAACUUUGCAAUCAAUCCUCCGUGCAGCGGUGUGUGAGGUGCUGGGGAAGCCGCUGAGCUACGUCCAGUCGGCCUACACGCAGGCCACCAAGAUGCGCUUCGGUAAGAGUGGCAGGGCGGGCUGGAGAGCGUCACCGAUACAGCUGCCUGCCUGGCUGCCUGCCUGUGUGCUUCGUUUGGCGUGCAGGUGGUCAGGACGGCAACACGGUGUGGGUGCAAGUCAACAGCAUCGGCAAAAUUGGCCCGGCUACGAACCCCGCACUCGCACAGGCCAUCACGUGAGCACGCUGGCAAUGCAGUGUCAGGCAGGGAGGGGCUCGAGUCAUCUCUUUCUCUGUCUGCGACUCCCCUGGCUUUCUUUGUUUGCUGCAGCAAGGCUGUCUGCGACCAUUUGCCAGUCCCUGCAAAUCGAGUGUGAGCGAAUUUGCAGCCAGAGCACUGCCGCACCAGAGCUCAUCCAUCCAUGUGUGUGAUUGUCUGUCUGUCUGUCUGUCCGCACCAUGCACAAGUUUGUCACCAUGUGCGACGUGCCGGCGGCAAACUGGGCCCACGGAGGCACCACCUUUGGCUGAAUGCCUGAAGAGUCAUGCAUGAUUUAGUGUGUGGGCGUGGCGUGAGUGCAUCGGAAUGAUGCUGAGCGUCCAGUGAG